Molecule: messenger RNA, 2685 nt
Organism: Dinoponera quadriceps
Lineage: Eukaryota; Metazoa; Arthropoda; Insecta; Hymenoptera; Formicidae
Exons: 7
Coding region: 360-2249 (629 amino acids)
Source: RefSeq, a predicted model, not a curated record
GAGCGCGACGGCCCGCAGUCGGCCGGCGUGGCUCGCGGUGAUAGGGUGAGAAAUUUUGCGUCGCUCGCUCGCACGCAACGCACGUCGAAUUUCGAUUCGCGCGUGUCGCCGGCCGCGCGAUCAAUUUUGUGAAAGUGUAUCGCGCCGAGGCCGGACUUCUGCGUCUUCGACCUACGUCUUACGAUGGUCUGACCCAUCGGAACGGACAGACGGAGAGACGCACUUACCUUGCAGAUCGCGAGGAGGAGCGCGCGCGUGGGAGGUGAGUUAUGACGAGAAAUCGAUGACCGAGGCGUCCCCCGCAACGUCCGUUUCGUCAUUCCGUGGCACCGAUCGAAAUACACGCGCCCCUGUGAAUCAUGUCGACGAGGACCAGGCGGCCCAGCAUAUCGAUCUACGAUUACCCGGAACACCUGAACCCCUUCAACGACGACAUAACGAACUCGCAGCCGCCGAUAUACCGCGAGGGUAAGACGCCCAAGGAACCCAGGAAUAAGUUCUGGACGUUCGGCAGAAGCCGCAAGAAACGCUCCCACAGCUUCUCAAUCAAGUCUACUUGGAAUGGGCUGUUCGGUAAGCGCAAGGAAAACGUGGAACCGAACGAAAAGAGGUCGACGAUCACAACAGUAUCGACGACGUACAAGAGAGAGCCUUAUGACAGACCGAUAGCACCUGCACGCUUGUCCAAGGACCAGCAGGAGUUCGACGAGGCGCUGGGCACCUUAGCGAGGAGAAGGAAGUAUACGUUAGACAACAAUGCCUCGAGAUACAACUCGAGUUCGACGGUGAACGGUGAUCCCGCCAGGAUCUACGAUGGAAGCCCGCAGGACACCACGACGUCCAUCAUGGGCGAUCUCACCCCGAAGCCGCCGGCCAGAAGAUUCGGACAGGUGAGUCCGAGACCGACGGACAAAAUACCGCCGUUGAAUUUCGAGGACAAGCAGUCCAAGGAGAACGGAAACAUCAGCUUUCGCGACCAAACGGAAGGAACGCCAAUUCCACCCUUGCGAAGGUUCGGCAACAGAUCGUCGCAAAGACUGAACGCAGGCGCGUCGGACUUGGACGAGGAGGCCCACCGAUCCGGCGACGUGACUCUGAGGGACGAGAAUGAGAACGUUCCCGAGGAUUACGUCUUCAAGAGAUUCAGCCAGGACGCGGUGAGGAGGUCCAACUUGUCUAUCAAUAGCUGCGUCUCCGUUACCAGUACGGCGAGCACGUACGGACGCAAAAAACGGAGAGCGCCGCAACCGCCGCAACGGAAGGAGCCGCAAUUGGAGACUCCUCAGGAGAGCGACGCGCAAGCCGCGGCCGAGGCCACUAAUGUCCCGCUGCAGAUAGUCGAGCCCAUCGAUAUCGCCCGAGUGACGGAGAACAUCGACGAGAUGGUGAAGAAGAACUGCGAUUUGAAGGGAGAUAAAACCGUGAACGAGGACACACCGCGGCAGGAGGGCGAGCAGACGGAAUCACUGCUUCGAAAAAUCAGUGAGAACACAUUGUCCGUCGCGCAGAGCGUUGCGACGGACAAGAGCGACGACGUGAAAGAGAGAGAGGACUCGGAGGAGAAGGUUGCCCGGAGCGCCGAUGAGACGUCCGAGAAAAUCGAGACGAAGGCGGAGAAGUCGCCCGAAGCCGAAGAGGGCCUCGCCGAGAAGCGGGACGAUCCCGUCGACGUGGAGUAUCACAGAACGUCGCAGGAGAAGAUCGAGAUCAUCAAGGACACGAGCGAGGAGGAGGUCUGCCUCAGGAGAGGAGCCGGCUCGUCCAGCACGCUCUCCCGCAGCGACAGCUUCUCCGUGAAAGAGGAGAUCGAGAAGAUCGAGAGGCAGAUCAAGGCCCUGGAGAGCAAGAACGAGCGCAAGGAGCCCGAGCGAGCGGAGGAAGACGGCGCGCUAACGAGCCCGAGAAUGUCCAUACAGGCGAAUCGACGGCACUUCUUCGAGAACAUGGUGACGACCGGGCAGUCCGACAGCGUGAAGAUCGAGUUCAAGGAGCUGCCGCGCGAGCAGAAGGACAUCCACGUGGUCAGAGUGACGGACAAGCCGCUGCCGGCGCCCCGGGAGCCGGUGAAGGUGAUCGAGCUGCACAUCUCGGAGCCGAUCAAGCAGAAGCCCGAGCUGCUGAGCGAGGUGAACCCCAUACCGAAGCCCAGGCGACACAGCGCGCUCAGUCUGAACGACGUGUCCGAGCCCAGGCGCUCGAGGGAUGACGAGAGUCCCGAGGAGGACGGCAAGAGGGGGAAAUCUUUCUGAAGAAGAGGAGAACGCACAAGAUCUGUCUACGACGGAUCACCCGGUGCAAUCCUAACGUUUCCUCGAUUUCUCGACGCGCCCUACUCCGAACGUAAUAUCACGUUUAGCUCGAUGCAACGAGAGGCUCGAAAGGGUGUUACCACGGGCGAGGCGUCGCACGAUGUUGCACGGUACACUGUUCUGUAUCGUGCGCCUCCGUCCGACUUUCACGCUAAAUCGCGCAAUGGUUUCAUACUAACGACGCGCCGUGCGUCUCUGCGACGAAUAGAAUUCGCGAGGGAAUUCUAGCAUUUUUCUUUUUACCGCGCGCCGCACGAUCAUACACGGUCGUCAUCUUCGUUUGAAGAUCGUGGAUGGUUCCACCGCAGAGAAAUGCUUAGAUAUAAUUUUCAUUAUUAUUUAUUGAUACGAGAAAUAAAGUCUAAAGUCUAUCGGA